AUGAACAAACAUUUGACGGUUAUCACGUGGCUACACUUGAUGUUUGUGUCCAGCUGCUUAUGUGCUGUGAGGGAAUAUUUCAUAGCUAGCCAGGAGGUCACGUGGGACUACACACCUGGCGGGAAAAACCUGGCCAAUCCGGACGAUCAAGAGACAGCUGACAAAUACGUCAAGCCAGGACCUAACCGUAUCGGCAGCCGUCUCAGGAAGACUCUGUACUUCCGGUACACGAAUGAGAACUUCACGGAAGAAAUUCCGGCGCCGGAAUACCUAGGCCUGCUCGGACCGGUCAUUUACGGCGAAGUCGGUGACGUCAUCCUGGUCCACUUUUUCAACAACGCUUCCAGAAAUUUCUCCAUUCAUCCGCAUGGUGUGUUCUAUGAAAAGGGAGGCGAAGGUGCUCUCUACCAGGACGGGACCUCCGACCUGCUGAAGGAAGAUGACGGUGUGGUACCAGGGGAGACAAUCCUCCUGGUGUGGAACGUCACGGAGAACGACGCCCCUGGGGAGGGGGAUCCGAACUGCCUCCCCUGGGUGUAUCACUCUCAUGUGGAUUCUGUACAGGAUGUGUCGACAGGGUUGUUCGGAGUGAUUGUUACCUGCAGACAAGGUGUGCUGAAUGAGAAACACGUGCGUCAGGACGUGGACCGUGAGUACCCGCUGGUCGUCAUGAACUGGGACGAGAACCUGAGCUGGCACCUGGAGAACAACCUUGACCUCUUCUGCCCUGACCCUGACCUUUGUCGCCGCGCAAUCGACGAAGGGGACGAAGAAUUUCAAGACAGUAAUUUAAAGAAGUCAAUCAAUGGAAGGUCGUUCGGUACCCUUAAGGGGUUAGAGGCGUGUGUCGGAGACCGUGUCCAGUUCUACGUCAUUGGUUUCGGUAACGAGAUGGACAUCCAUUCUUUACACUUUCAUGGUCAGAAUCUCAAGUUUCAACACAGGAGGGGUGACACAGUAUCGGUGUUCAGUGCCACCUUCGUCUCAGUGGUGACCACAGCACAGACACCAGGCAACUGGCUGGUGACAGAUAUGGUGGACGACAACGGAAAAGAGGGUAUCUCAGCGUUCUACCACAUCAAAACCUGCUCCACCCACGGGGAGGGGGAGUCGUCUGAGAGUCGGGGUGCCACCCGCGAGUUCUUCCUGGCAGUCGAAGAGACGGUCUGGAACUACGCCCCCACAGGUAGAGACGCGAGGACAGGCAUGGGGCUGACCGCACCCAACAGCUUACUAACGAAAAUUCCCGAUUCUCUGACGUCAAAUACGGAGAAUCAAAGGGACACAACUCUCAAAGAUCAUCCGCCAUCUUAUUACAGCUGGUUGUGGAGGGCGUGGUGGCGUGAAUCUAGGACAGCGAAAACGUACUUUGAGAGGAGCAGUUCCCGGCUAGGGGGCGUAUACAAGAAGGCAAAGUUCGUCCAGUACACAAGUUCGUCCUUCAGGACCAAGGUCACCAUACCCCCACAGGAGACCCACCUGGGGGUCAUGGGACCGGUCCUGAGGGUCGAGGUCGGAGACACGCUGGUGGUGACGUUAAAAAACUUGAUUCCGUUUCCGGUGUCGUUGAUGGUGCAUGGAGUUGGUUAUGAGAGCUCUGAGGAAGAUAAGAACGGGCCAGGUGUCCCAGGUGGGUCGGUGGGCAAGAACGAGGUCCACAGGUACAAGUUCAAGGUCCCCGGCAAUCUCCUGGACGACAGACCCGAGCCGUGCGUCAACUUCCUGUACACGUCAGCACACGACCCAGGGCGUGACCACAACACGGGUCUUGUGGGUCAGCUGUUGGUCUGUGCUAAAGGGUUCUUGUCACGGCGAGAGAAACCUCUAGAAUUUUUCCUUCUUUUGGCCACGUUUGAUGAAAACAAAUCCCUGUACAUGUCACCUGACGCUAUGAAGGGAGACUACGGGUUUCAGUUGUCUAACAUAAGAUUUAGCAUCAACGGCUACUCGUACGGCAACAUGCCCACCCUCAACAUGUGCGUCAACGAUGACGUCAUGUGGUACGUCAUGGCCAUGGGCUCCGUCAUUGACGUCCACACGCUGGUCUUUGACGGGAACACGUUCACGGAGAUGGGCACCAACAGGGACGGGCGGUGGUUGGUGCCUGGGUCCACGGCAGUCUUGACCAUGAUGCCAGAUAAUAUAGGCAAAUGGAUGUUCUAUUCUCAAUCCACCUUGGCUCGAGACAACGGCGCCUUCGCCUUUUACAACGUCGUAGACUGCAUAGGUAAAAGAAAGAAACAGGACGACGCGGAAGGCACUUUGAGGGAGUAUUACAUCUCCGCUGACGAAGUUUUAUGGGAAUACGCCCCCCGGUCUACCAGCGUUAUCACAGGGGCCGCCCUCAACGAGACCGAAGCGAGUAUUUUCUACAAGAAUGACGAAAACUUCAUUGGCACGGUCUACAAGAAAGCCGUCUUCACAGAAUACACCAACGCCAAAUUCACGCAUGCAAAACCACGUGACAGUGACCUGCUGGGUCCGGCCAUCAAAGCGGAAGUCGGUGAUACGGUCAAGGUCACGUUUAAAAAUAACGCCAGUCGACCGUACUCGAUGCACAGUCACGGUGUACUCACAAGCCAACAGAACAGCGGCAUGGACUAUGGUCGGGCGACCCGCGUCAAGCCGGGCCAGACGGUCACCUACGAGUGGGGGAUCCCUGAACGGUCAGGUCCCGGCCCCAACGACCCCAACUGUGUCCCCUGGCUGUACUACUCGGCCGUCGAGGCUGUCAGGGACGUGAACUCUGGUCUGGUGGGGGUGAUGGUCGUCUGCAGGCGCGGAACUCUGAACAAGAGGUCUGAGAGGAAGGACGUUGACCAGGAACUCUACAUCUACAUGUCCGUCUCGGACGAGAACCUGAGCUGGUACCUGGAGGACAACAUCAGGAACUUCGCACCUGGGCGGGUGGGGACGGAUUACAGAAACGAUGAAGAGUUCGUAGAGAGCAACAAGAAACACGCCAUCAAUGGACGACUGUCUGGGAACAACCACAACCUCGUUAUCGAAUAUGGGUCAAAGGUCGUUUUCUACAUGGCCGCCAUGGGAGGCGAGACAGACCUGCACACUAUGCACCUGCACGGACACACCUUCGUCCACACCAGUGAGAAACACCGAGAUGACGUCAUCCAGAUUUUCCCCGGCAUGGCCGAGUCGGUAGAGCUGAUCGCAGAUAAUCCGGGCACCUGGCUCAUCCACUGUCACGUGAUGGACCACAUCUUCGCCGGCAUGGAGACGACCUACACCGUCCUUAAACCUGGAGAAAAACUGUCUUCAUCUAUCAAGAAAUGAUAAGUUUGAUUAUCAAUAUUGUCCAGUGUAUAUAAAAUACAUUACUAUAAUGACCAACUCUACAGAGAAAUGACCUCAGUAUUGAAGUAGUGAAAAUAAAAGAAUAACUUUGAGCUAUGUGAUGAACAAGUAACUAAUAACAAAACUUCCAAAUAACAGAUUGUAAUAUAAAACAUGACUGUACAGAAAACAGAUAUUGACAGAUAAUAGAACUUUAAAGAUAACAGUUACAAAUAAUAGAACUUUCGAAAUAACAGUGACAAAUAGCAUGGUACUGAUAAAUAAUUUUAUUACAUAAUUUUACAUGAGAUUUUUUGUCAAAUAAAACAUUGAGUUGUUUGAAUCAUUAUGGUCAGCAAAUCCUGGGACAUUUUUUUUUGUCAAAUAAAAGUUUGAGUUGUUUGAAUCAUUAUGGUCAGCAAAUCCUUGGACGUUGAAAUUUCACUUUUGAAAUAUUUCUCUUGAAUUAUAUCAUUUGUAUUUUUUUAAAUUGUGAGCUUAAAAUAAGUUUAAUUCUACAGUUGAUUAGGAUAGGUGUAAUUUAAAAAAAAAAAAACGAUAGCCGGUUUAGCAAGUUAAACCA
Physella acuta is the source of this 3874-nucleotide messenger RNA. Its product is annotated as hephaestin. Gene Ontology annotation, biological process: iron ion transport. Gene Ontology annotation, cellular component: plasma membrane. Lineage: Eukaryota; Metazoa; Mollusca; Gastropoda; Physidae. Gene Ontology annotation, molecular function: oxidoreductase activity; copper ion binding. The record is from RefSeq and is a predicted model, not a curated record.